Messenger RNA from Trypanosoma cruzi, 2178 nucleotides. Its product is annotated as trans-sialidase, putative. Lineage: Eukaryota; Euglenozoa; Kinetoplastea; Trypanosomatida; Trypanosomatidae. Bases 1 to 2178 code for a protein of 725 amino acids. Gene Ontology annotation, cellular component: membrane; cytoplasm; intracellular membrane-bounded organelle. Gene Ontology annotation, biological process: oligosaccharide catabolic process; ganglioside catabolic process. The record is from RefSeq and is a predicted model, not a curated record. The transcript has a single exon. Gene Ontology annotation, molecular function: exo-alpha-sialidase activity.
AUGCUCUCACGUGUUGCUGCAGUGAUGGCACCCCGCACACACAACCGUCGCCGCGUGACCGGAUCCAGCGGCAGGAGGAGGGAGGGAAGAGAGAGUGAGCCGCAGAGGUCCAACAUGUCCCGGCGUGUGUUUAAUUCCACGGUGCUGCUCCUCCUCGUCGUGUUGAUGUGCUCCGCCACCUGUGGAGCUACAGCUGCAACGGAGAAUGAUGGCAACAGUGAUUUAAGAAGUGUUGAGGGGCUGCAAUGGGUCGAUCUAUUUGUGCCGCAGACGACGCCGGUUCUGCCGGAAGGUGGAGGUACUCCAGGGACGAAGCGGGAUGCAUUUGUUUCACCCUCUCUUGUCAGUGCUGGUGGAGUAAUUGCUGCUUUUGCCGGAGGUCACAUGAAUGCCCAAUAUGACAGUGAUGUAUUAAUUAAGCCACUUUCUUCUGAUGUUGUUGCGGAGUACAUUGACUCUUCGUGGGAUUGGUCCACUCUUGUUGAGAAGGUGAGUGAAAGUACAUGGAGGGCACACACCGUGCUUGAUACAACGGAUGGAACGAAUCGUGUGGGUGUUGUGUUCAACCCCACAACAACAACGAAGGGUAAUAAGGUGUUUCUUCUUGCGGGAAGCUAUGACAUGCUCAAUGAAAGUGAUGGGAAUUGGAAACGGGACAGCCUGGAUCUGAAACUGGUUGUGGGUGAUGUCACGAAGCCUACGGCGAGCGAGCCGAGUGGAUGGAUCACGUGGGGCACACCCACAUCAUUAAGCCAGACUACUUUAAAGACACCCAGUGCUGGAUUGAAGGAUUUUGCUUCUUCUGGUGUCUCAGGUGUUGUGAUGGAGGAUGGCACGCUUGUGUUUCCUCUGAUGGCGUUUAAUACAGAAAAUGUCGGUUUCUCCAUGAUUAUUUACUCGAAGGACGACGGCAGUGCCUGGGCGCUCUCAACGGGCGUUUCCUCUGCGAAAUGCCUUAAACCCCGCAUCACCGAGUGGGAGGGAUCACUUCUCAUGAUUGUUGACUGCGAGAGCAGCCAGAGGGUGUACGAGUCGCGUGACGUGGGGGCAACGUGGACGGAGGCAGUCGGGACACUUCCAGGCGUGUGGACCAAGUCAAAACCAGAAGUCUCUCCGGAUGUAAGCCUGCAUGUGGAGGCCCUCAUCACCGCGACCAUUGAGGGAAGGGAGGUCAUGCUGUACAUCCAGAGAGGGUACGCCUCGGGGGAAAAAAGGGCCACUGCGCUCUACCUUUGGGUGACGGACAACAACCGCUCGUUUUCUGUUGGACCGGUUGCCGUGGAGGAGGCUGAGAAGUGGGAGUUCGCCAGCGCCCUGCUGUACUCGGAUGGCAGUUUGCAUCUUUUACAACGGAGGGACAACGAUAAAGGCCGUGUCAUUUCACUCUCCCGCCUGACGGAGGAGCUGAAGACGAUCAAGUCCACCCUCAGCACUUGGGCGCAGCUUGACGCCUCCUUCUCCGCUUCUUCCACACCCACGGUGGGUCUGGUUGGACUCCUGUCCAAUGCGGCUAGCGGUGACACGUGGAUCGACGAUUACCAUUCCGUGAAUGCAACGGUGAGGAAUGCGGUGAAGGUCCAUGACGGGUUCAAAUUCACGGGGUUUGGGUCUGGGGCGAUAUGGCCUGUGAACCAUCGGGAGAGCAAUGGGCCGCACAGCUUUGUGAAUUACAAUUUUACUCUUGUGGCGACGGUGAUCGUCCACAAAGUUCCGAAGAACAGCACUACUUUGCUGGGCGCGGUGCUGGCCGAACCCAUCAGCACGCUCUUCAUUGGGCUGUCGUACGGCACGGACGGUACGUGGGAGACAGUGUUCAACGGCGAGACAACGAAAUCAGGAAGCACUUGGAGGCCGGGGAAAGAACACCAGGUGGCGAUCAUGCUGCAGGACGGCAACAAGGGCUCAGUGUACGUGGAUGGUGCGAGUGUGGGGAGCUUGGCGACGUUACCGACACCUGAGGUGCGGGGGGCUGAAAUCGCGGACUUUUACUUUGUGGGCGGUGAAGACGAGGAAGAUAAGAAGAGCAGCAGUGUGACGGUGAAGAACGUCUUCUUGUACAACCGCCCACUGGGUGUUGAUGAACUAAGAAUGGUCAAAAAAAGUGACGGCUCCAUGCAUGGGGGCGUGUCUCGGGCGCUGCUGCUGCUGGGGAUGUGGGGCAUUGCGGCCCUUUACUGA